This is a messenger RNA of Echinops telfairi (small Madagascar hedgehog), 1516 nucleotides long. RefSeq names its product phosphoglycerate kinase 2 (gene PGK2). Gene Ontology annotation, molecular function: ATP binding; ADP binding; phosphoglycerate kinase activity. Bases 31 to 1284 code for a protein of 417 amino acids. Lineage: Eukaryota; Metazoa; Chordata; Mammalia; Afrosoricida; Tenrecidae. Gene Ontology annotation, biological process: gluconeogenesis; glycolytic process. The transcript has a single exon. Gene Ontology annotation, cellular component: sperm fibrous sheath; cytosol; extracellular exosome. The record is from RefSeq and is a predicted model, not a curated record.
CGAGUCAUCCUAUAACACUGCUUUUCCAAAAUGUCUCUUUCCAAAAAGUUGACUUUGGACAAACUGGAUGUUCAAGGGAAGCGAGUCAUCAUGAGAGUGGACUUCAACGUUCCCAUGAAACAAAAUCGUAUUACAAACAACCAGAGAAUCAAGGCUUCCUUACCGAGCAUCAAGUACUGCCUAGAUAAUGGGGCCAAGGCGAUAGUUCUUAUGAGCCAUCUUGGCCGGCCUGAUGGUGUUCCCAUGCCGGACAAGUACUCUCUGGAGCCUGUUGCUGCGGAACUUAAGUCUUUGCUCGGCAAGGAUGUUCUCUUUCUGAAGGACUGUGUGGGCUCAGAAGUGGAGAAAGCCUGCGCCAACCCGGCUAGUGGUUCCAUCAUUCUGCUAGAAAACCUGCGCUUUCAUGUGGAGGAAGAAGGGAAAGGUCUAGACGCUUCUGGAAAGAAGAUCAGUGCCGAGCCAGCUAAGGUAGAGGCUUUCCGAGCAUCGCUGUCCAAACUGGGAGAUGUGUAUGUCAAUGAUGCUUUUGGGACUGCGCACAGGGCCCACAGUUCGAUGGUGGGAGUGAAUCUACCCCAGAAAGCAUCUGGGUUCCUGAUGAAGAAAGAGUUGGACUACUUUUCUAAAGCCUUGGAAAGCCCAGAGAGACCCUUUCUGGCCAUCCUUGGAGGAGCCAAAGUGGCAGACAAGAUCCAGCUCAUCAAAAAUAUGCUGGACAAGGUCAAUGAGAUGAUCAUCGGUGGUGGAAUGGCCUACACCUUUCUGAAGGUACUGAACAACAUGGAAAUCGGUGCUUCCCUAUUUGAUGAGGAGGGAGCCAAGAUUGUCCCAGAUAUCAUGUCCAAAGCCCAGAAUAACAGUGUGAAAAUAACCUUUCCAGUAGACUUUGUCACUGCCGACAAGUUUGAGGAGCGAUGCAAAGUAGGCCAAGCCACUGUUGCAUCCGGCAUACCUGCGGGCUGGAUGGGCUUGGACUGUGGUCCUGAGAGCAACAAGAAAUUUGCUGAAGUUGUGGCCAAAGCCAAGCUAAUUGUGUGGAAUGGGCCUGUAGGGGUAUUUGAAUGGGAGGCCUUUGCUAAGGGGACUAGAGCCCUCAUGGAUGAAGUGGUGAAAGCCACUUCCAAGGGCUGCAUCACCAUAAUUGGUGGUGGAGACACUGCUACUUGCUGUGCCAAGUGGGACACGGAAGAUAAAGUCAGCCAUGUGAGCACUGGAGGAGGUGCCAGUCUUGAGCUUUUGGAAGGUAAAGUCCUUCCCGGGGUAAAUGCCCUGAGCAACCUAUAGUUCACAGCUUUCCCUCCGCCUGUUUCCCAUACACAGCCUUUAGGUCCUCUUAAUGCCUUUGCACCUCAAUUUGUAUGGACAUAUAAGACUUAGCUAGUGACCAAGGUACCGGACACCUGGAACUCUUAAACAUUGGCAUGAUAAUUAAACUCUUCUUGAUUGUACCUUACAUUUUCCUACUUAAGAUCCCAUAUGAAAUCCACCACUGUGCUUCAACCAACCAACCAACCAA